Messenger RNA from Lacerta agilis (Sand lizard), 1838 nucleotides. It is a transcript of the gene GNAT2, whose product is annotated as G protein subunit alpha transducin 2. Bases 274 to 1338 code for a protein of 354 amino acids. Gene Ontology annotation, cellular component: photoreceptor outer segment; heterotrimeric G-protein complex; photoreceptor inner segment. Gene Ontology annotation, molecular function: GTPase activity; G protein-coupled receptor binding; G-protein beta/gamma-subunit complex binding. The transcript is spliced from 9 exons. Lineage: Eukaryota; Metazoa; Chordata; Lepidosauria; Squamata; Lacertidae. Gene Ontology annotation, biological process: detection of chemical stimulus involved in sensory perception of bitter taste; adenylate cyclase-modulating G protein-coupled receptor signaling pathway. The record is from RefSeq and is a predicted model, not a curated record.
GAACUCUGAUGCUACCUUCUUAGCAGUCUUGGACCAGCUGCCUUGCCGCUUGCAGCUGCGGAGCUAAAGCAGCUCUGUGGAAUACCUUCUUCAUCACCCUGGAGGAUUCCACGUAAGAUACUUUUAUUUUGGUCUUUCUCAUCUCCUCCACCCGAAAAAGGGUGAGUCAACCAAUCUGAAGAGCUGGAACAAACAGAAGAGCUAGAGGGGCUUCAGGAACCAACGGAGGAGGAGGAGGAGGAGGAGGAAGGAGAGGAAGAAGGAGACGGUGAGAUGGGGAGUGGAGCAAGUGCAGAGGAUAAGGAACUUGCCAAGAGGUCCAAAGAACUGGAAAAGAAGCUACAGGAGGAUGCAGAUAAAGAGGCAAAGACAGUCAAGCUGCUACUGCUCGGUGCUGGAGAGUCAGGCAAGAGUACAAUUGUCAAACAGAUGAAGAUUAUCCAUCAAGAUGGUUACACGGAAGAAGAAUGUUUGGAGUUCAAAGCAGUUAUUUAUGGCAACAUCUUGCAGUCCAUCUUGGCCAUCAUCAGAGCCAUGACCACCCUGGGGAUUGAUUAUGCGGAUUCAAGCAAAGCGGAUGAGGGGCGACAGCUGUUCAACUUGGCUGACUCCAUCGAAGAAGGAACCAUGCCUCCAGAGCUAGUGGACUGUAUAACCAAACUCUGGAAGGAUGCAGGCGUUCAGGCCUGCUUUGAGCGAGCCGCUGAGUACCAGCUCAACGACUCUGCCGCCUACUACCUGAACCAACUGGAUAGGAUAUGUGCUCCUGGCUAUCUCCCCAACGAACAGGAUGUAUUGCGAUCACGAGUUAAGACCACAGGUAUCAUAGAGACAAAGUUUGGUGUCAAAGACCUCAACUUCAGGAUGUUUGAUGUAGGUGGGCAGCGGUCAGAGCGCAAAAAGUGGAUCCACUGCUUUGAAGGGGUGACCUGUAUCAUCUUCUGUGGAGCUCUCAGUGCUUAUGACAUGGUGCUGGUAGAAGAUGAUGAAGUGAACCGCAUGCACGAAUCCUUGCAUCUGUUCAACAGUAUAUGCAAUCACAAGUUCUUUGCUGCCACCUCCAUUAUUCUCUUCCUGAACAAGAAGGACCUCUUUGAGGAAAAGAUCAAGAAAGUACAUCUCAGCAUUUGUUUCCCAGAUUAUGAUGGUCCCAAUACUUUUGAAGAUGCAGGCAACUACAUCAAGCUUCAGUUCCUUGAUCUGAACAUGAGAAAAGAUGUGAAAGAAAUUUACAGUCACAUGACUUGUGCCACAGACACGCAGAACGUCAAAUUUGUAUUUGAUGCAGUCACGGAUGUCAUCAUCAAAGAGAACCUCAAGGACUGUGGCCUCUUCUAAGACUUCAGCUUUUUAAGAAGGAAAAAGGACUUGCAGUUAGCUUCACUGUUCUGCUUGAGCAGAGCCAACGGAGUAAAUAAAAGCCACUCAGAGUCCACAUUUUUCUAUAACCUACCCAUGGCACAAACUUUAUACUUCCAAGAACAUGCCAUCAAAAGGGCAUGAAGGAACAAAAGCUAAGAGCCUCCCAUCUCUAAGCCAUCUUCUUUGGUAGUUUUCCUCCUUUUUGAAAUUCUCGGCAAUCUGUAAACCCUGACAACUUGAAAGACAGCCAACACAAUCUUGUCUGCAAACAAUGAAUCAUGCGAUACACUGGACCUUUGUGUGUGCAUACAACUGAGAUCUUUAAAAAGCAUCAACCUUCUGUGGGAACGACACAAUCAGUGCUUUUGUGGAUUCUUCGGCAGAACUUCCUUAUCUAUAAAUGGUCUGAAUGGUGAUUCUCAAUGAAAAUCCUAAAGGGUUGAAUGUGCAAGACCAACAAUUUCUAGAUUACACAU